AUAAGACCGCCCUCACUUAGCUAGAAGAAUGGCUACUAAAGGACAAGAGAACGCUAGAGAGAGCUCAGAGAGAAAGAGUAAAGAUUUGCCAGGGGCUGAGAGGGCUGCCAGCCUUCUAGUCCCCUCGCCUCUCUGCCUUGUGAGCCUGCAGGCUUGCUCCGCAAUAAUUGGCAUAGAAAGAGCAUGAAAGCCUGAAAAAGCGACUGAGGGCUCCAGGACUCUCCUUUCGAACCUGUCCUGUGCUUGCUGCCACUACAGCUGGUGGGGUAGCAGGUGUCUCUGUUGAUUUGAUAUUAUUUCCUCUGGAUACCAUUAAAACCAGGCUGCAGAGUCCCCAAGGAUUUAACAAGGCCGGUGGUUUUCGUGGAAUAUAUGCUGGUGUUCCUUCUACUGCUAUUGGAUCCUUUCCUAAUGCUGCUGCCUUUUUUAUCACCUAUGAAUAUGUGAAAUGUUUUUUGCAUACCGAUUCAUCUUCAUAUUUGAUGCCUGUGAAGCAUAUGUUGGCUGCCUGUGCUGGAGAAGUGGUUGCCUGCCUGAUUCGAGUUCCUUCUGAAGUAGUUAAGCAGAGGGCGCAAGUAUCUGCUUCUUCAAGAACAUUUAAAAUUUUUUCUAACAUCCUGUAUGAAGAGGGCAUCCAAGGAUUGUAUCGGGGCUACAAAAGCACAGUUUUAAGAGAGAUACCUUUCUCACUGGUCCAGUUUCCAUUAUGGGAAUCCUUAAAAGCCCUCUGGUCCUGGAGGCAGGAUCGUGUGGUGGAUUCUUGGCAGUCAGCAGUCUGUGGAGCUUUUGCAGGUGGAUUUGCAGCUGCAGUCACCACGCCUCUGGACGUAGCAAAAACAAGAAUCAUGUUGGCAAAGGCUGGUUCCGGCACUGCUAGUGGAAACGUGCUCUCUGCCCUGCGUGGGGUCUGGCGGACUCAGGGGCCAGCGGGAUUAUUUGCAGGUGUCUUCCCUCGCGUGGCAGCCAUCAGUCUGGGAGGUUUCAUCUUUCUGGGUGCUUACGACCAAACUCGAAGCUUGCUGUUGGAGCUUGGCACAGAAGGUUCGUGAAUCAGCGAUGGCCCCACAUCCAUUUCUUUCAAAAAAGGUGACUGCCGUGAGAACUGUCUCCUUCCGGUGCGCAGCUGCUUGGCCAUCUGAGCCACAGCAUACAGGCAGAAAGCCAGUUCUGCUAAGAUCGUAACAUAGAGAAUGCGUCUUCCAUGUUGCCGGCUGGAAUGAUGUCAUCAGCCUAUUGCCAGAAAGUUAAAACGAUGGCCGCAGAGGCACUUUUGAACCAUUUUCUCAGAACCUGUUAAUAAAUACGUUUGGUAAUGCUGAGUCCAGGCCCUGCAGAGCUUUCAUUUGAUCUACAGUUGAUCUCUCAUUUCCUGCCCCGGCUAAUGCAUUCAGCGGAAGGCAGAGAUGGUUCUAAGUUUAAAGACUGGCUAGACUGGGAACACGUAGUAGAAUUGGGGGAAAAGUUGUGUAUGUGGGUGGGCGUUUCUCCCCUGGGUUAAUUCCUAUUGUGUAAGCUUAUAGUUUUGUUUAAAAACUGAACUACAGGUGCAUAGUAUACAUUCUUGUUGGGUAACCAGACUGCUGUUUUUAAUUACCCUCACAUUGCAACUAUAAAAACACAAUUGGAUUUUACAGAGACGUGUCCAGCAGCCCAUGUGGUGUGGGAGAGAGAGGGUGGCUGCAGCUCAAGGUGGCCCGCUCGCCUCUGGGCAGGAGGGCGUGGCAGGCCCUCUGAGGAAAUGAGUGGCACCCACUGUUCUCCACAGCCCGCAAGGAAGGGCCAGGGUCGGAAACAGUGUUGAUUCAUUCCUAACUGGAAAGAUUUGUUGCCUGGAGUUUUCAGCUCAAUGCUGGCAAUCAAAGGGGUGAAAUGGGAAGGUUACGAUUUUAGAGCUUGACUAAUAAGCUCCAGGUGUUAAAAUUUAGAGAGAAAUCUCAGGAAUCUAGUGUUGUCGUGUCUUCCCUGGAGCAAUAUAGAUUCGCUUUGCCCAAUUCCCCCCCCUUUUUUUGGGGAAAAAGGUAAUUAAGGCAGAAUGACACCAUGCUGGUUAAUACAGAUGAAUGAUCCCAGACACACUCUUAACAUUUAUAAAUGAAGUUUUAUUAAAGACACUUGAAUGCCAUUUGUUAGACACUUCAAUAUUUUAUGUUUUUCAAUGUACAUUGUACCAAAAUUUCUAUAAAUAAAUAACUUUGUACAUAAAAGUAAUACUUCCUCUUUCACAUUGCCUCUCAGAAGCAGCAAAUUCACAUAUUUUGUGGAAGUAACAUUGAACUGUUGAGAACAAAAUUCUAAACUGCUUACCUUUUAUGAUAGUGAUGACAUUUGACAGUAAAAUUUAACAUAGGUAAGUAACCAUUUUUUUUGUCCACACCUACGUUCAGCUCUUUGACUAAAGAAAUUCAUUUCCUGUUUUAGUAUACUUUUUCCUGAAACAGACAUUGGCACUCACAAGCUGGUUAGCUCUAGAUCUCAAAAGUGCAAAUAGAUCCAGAAGGAGUUGUACAGUCUGAGCCUGGCCGUCUACAAGGGAAGGACGUGGACAGGCUGCUCCAGAUCCUCAGAGAUAAGUGGCCCAGAUUCUGUCCUCUCCCCCAGGCCAAGGGAAUUAUAUUGGCAGAAUUAAAACAUUGCUAUUGAAAAAUCCACAGGUACCAACACCAGCAGCCUCCAUCUAGUAAAAAGCCUCAAAUGACAAAGACAUUUGCUUUUAUCAUAAAAUGAGAUGCAAAGAAGGAAGAGCGGCAGUGCUUAAUGGCUUGGACCAACUGCUC
Molecule: messenger RNA, 2774 nt
Organism: Talpa occidentalis (Iberian mole)
Lineage: Eukaryota; Metazoa; Chordata; Mammalia; Eulipotyphla; Talpidae
Gene: SLC25A26
Product: solute carrier family 25 member 26
Exons: 10
Coding region: 483-1049 (188 amino acids)
Biological process (GO): transmembrane transport
Cellular component (GO): mitochondrial inner membrane
Molecular function (GO): S-adenosyl-L-methionine transmembrane transporter activity
Source: RefSeq, a predicted model, not a curated record